AUGGCUCAGCAGGAGCCAGUGACCUUUGAGGAUGUGACUGUGAAGUUCACCCGGGAGGAGUGGGCUCUGCUGGAUCCAUCCCAGAAGAAACUGUACAAAGAUGUGAUGCAGGAAACCUUGAGGAACCUGGCUUCUAUAGGAAACAACCUGGUAAACCAGGAGGUUGUAAAUGAGUAUGAAAAUCUCUGCAGGAAAUUAAGGUAA
Molecule: messenger RNA, 204 nt
Organism: Chionomys nivalis (European snow vole)
Lineage: Eukaryota; Metazoa; Chordata; Mammalia; Rodentia; Cricetidae
Product: zinc finger protein 124-like
Exons: 3
Coding region: 1-204 (67 amino acids)
Biological process (GO): regulation of DNA-templated transcription
Source: RefSeq, a predicted model, not a curated record